AUACACAACACACACACACAACAUACACAGCACACACAACACAUACACAACACACACACACAACACACACAACACAUACACAAUACACAACACACACACACAACACACACAGAGCUUCAGUAGAAGGAGCUGUGGGUUUGGCUAAUAUCAGGAACAGUUGCUGUGGGAGAGAUGGACAGACCGUGGAAAAGGAAAACGGAGAUCAAAAAGAUGUACGAAUUCAAGGAUGUUCUGGGAACGGGUGCUUUUUCAGAAGUGGUCCUGGCUGAGGAGAAACAAACUCACAGACUGGUCGCAAUUAAAUGUAUCCCCAAGAAAGCUCUGCAGGGAAAAGAAACAAGCAUUGAGAAUGAAAUUACGGUCCUGCAAAAAAUCAAACAUCCGAACAUUGUCUCCCUGGAGGAGAUUUAUGAUAGCCCCACGCACCUGUACCUGGUGAUGCAGCUGGUAGCUGGCGGGGAGCUGUUUGACAGGAUUGUUGAGCGAGGUUGUUACACAGAGAGAGAUGCCAGCCAGCUCAUCUCUCAGAUCCUGCACGCUGUGCACUACCUACACCAGCUGGGCAUCGUCCACAGAGACCUGAAGCCUGAGAACCUGCUGUACUGUGGUCAGGAGGAAGAUUCACCCAUAAUGAUCAGCGAUUUUGGACUCUCCAAGUUGGAGGACAAGGGCAGCGUGAUGUCCACCGCGUGCGGAACACCUGGCUACGUGGCUCCUGAAGUUCUGGCCCAGAAACCGUAUGGCAAGGCUGUGGAUUGUUGGUCCAUCGGAGUUAUAUCUUAUAUCCUGUUGUGUGGUUACCCUCCAUUUUAUGAUGACAAUGAUGCGAAGCUGUUUGAGCAGAUUGUGAAAGCUGAGUACGAGUUUGACUCUCCAUACUGGGAUGAUAUCUCAGACUCAGCCAAAGAUUUUAUUCAGCAUCUCAUGGAUAAAGAGCCACAGCGUCGCUACACGUGUGACCAGGCACUGGAGCACCCGUGGGUCGCUGGUGACACGGCUUUGGAUAAGAAUAUUCACGAGUCUGUCAGCACUCAGAUCAAGAAAAACUUCGCCAAAAAUAAAUGGAAGCGAGCCUUUAAUGCCACGGCGGUGGUGCGGCAUAUGCGGAAACUGCAAUUGGGGGGGAGUGAGGAGGAGUCGGUGCUGAGCGCAGUGCGCGGUCCUAUCGUGCCUCCACCCGGACCCUCAGCAACAGGGCCUGCCUCUCUGGGUGAAGCAUUUCCAAGUGCCAAUGCCCUGAUGUAGCUGAUCAGGACGCUGAGCCUCUAGAGCAAACGCGACCGAAAUACAACCUCAUCCAUCAGCAGUCCUUCAACUAACAGCAAACCUCUCCCACCCACCUGACCAUCCACUGUCCACAGCUGCUGCUGAGUGGGUGUCAGGUCACGAUGCCAGUCCCCUGGAAGCUGCUGGUUGACUGGAGAAACGGAGCUGAAUGGUGAUAAUGAGCUGGAAAAGGGGUGUAAUUUUAGGCUUAAUUGUAAUAAAAGAUUCUUCAACAAAUAGGUUUUAAAUAAAGAGAUUAGAUUGAUUCUU
Callorhinchus milii (elephant shark) is the source of this 1536-nucleotide messenger RNA. RefSeq names its product calcium/calmodulin-dependent protein kinase type 1-like. Lineage: Eukaryota; Metazoa; Chordata; Chondrichthyes; Chimaeriformes; Callorhinchidae. Gene Ontology annotation, biological process: peptidyl-serine phosphorylation. The record is from RefSeq and is marked provisional. Gene Ontology annotation, cellular component: intracellular anatomical structure. Gene Ontology annotation, molecular function: ATP binding; calcium/calmodulin-dependent protein kinase activity; calmodulin binding.